AUGUCUUCAGCCGUCCCGCUCUCCCUCGCCGUCCCCGCCGCCCUCGGCGCCGCCGCGUACCUCAAUGCCCGGCUCUCGUUAUGGUACGACACGCUCAUGCUCGGCGGCAUCCUGCGUGGUGUCGCCGGCAUCGUCUACGGCGGCUGGGUCGACCGCCUCAACCUCUUCUACGCACUCGAGGCCCGCGCCACCAGCGCCACGCACGCUGACAAGACGCUGCUCCUCCUCUUUGAUAGCAGCAGCAGCAGCAGCGGCGGCAGCGGCGCCAACAGCACCUCCUAUACUUACCGCGCCUUCUACGACGGGGUCCUACGCCACGGUGCGUACCUACGAACACACCUUGGCGUCCGGCCUGGCGACGUCGUCGCGCUCGACUUUCAAAACUCCGACACCUUUCUGCUGCUCUGGUGGGGGCUCUGGAGCAUCGGCGCCAAGCCGGCCUUUAUCAAUUUCAACCUCACCAGCACGCCGCUCGCCCACUGCGUCAAGGCGUCGACGGCCAAGGUCUGCCUGGUGGACCCGAAUGUCGCGCACCAUUUCGACGACGAGCUUGUGCAGAGGGAGACGGAGGGCGUGCAGAUUGUCGUGUUUGACGAGGAGCGGCAGGGCGCGGCGCGGACGGCCGAGCCGGUGCGCCGGCCGGACAGCGAGCGCUCCGACAAGGCUACCGGCAGCAUGGGCAUCCUCAUCUACACGUCGGGCACCACGGGUCUGCCCAAACCGGCCAUUGUGUCCUGGGCCAAGCUCAUUGUCAGCUCCAAGUUUAGCGUCAACUUUCUAGGUCGUGGCGACGAUGUCAUGUACACGUGCAUGCCACUCUACCACGCCUCGGCCUCCAUGCUCGGCUUCUGCGCCACCGUCAUGGGCGGGAGCACCCUCGCGCUCGGCCGCAAGUUCUCGACCAAGACGUUUUGGCCCGAGGUGCGCGCCUCCCACGCCACCGUGAUCCAGUACGUCGGCGAGACGCUCCGCUACCUCCUCGCCGCGCCGCCCCAAAAGGACGCCGUCACGGGCGCCGACCUCGACAAGGCGCACGCCGUGCGCAUCGCCUUUGGCAACGGCCUGCGGCCCGACGUCUGGAAGCGCUUCCAGGACCGCUUCGGCGUCGAGACCAUUGCCGAGUUUUACGGCGCCACCGAGGGCACGCUCGCGACCUGGAACCUGUCGAGCAACGACUUUGGCGUCGGCGCCAUCGGCCGCGCGGGCUGGCUGCUGCGCACCCUCGUCGGCCGCAACACGGCCCUCGUCGAGAUGGACUGGGCGACCGACGCGCCCCGCCGGGACCCGGAAACGGGGCUGUGCCGUCUCGCCGGGCCCGGUACCUCGGGCGAGAUGCUGUUCCGCCUCCCCGAUGGCCCCGACGACGUGGUCGAGGCGCGCUUUCAGGGCUACUUCAAUGACGAGCGCGCCACGCGGGCCAAGAUUCUCCGCAGCGUGUUCCGCCCCGGCGACGCCUGGUUCCGCACGGGCGACGUGCUGCAGCACAACGACGACGGCCUCCUCUUCUUCAUGGACCGCAUCGGCGACACCUUUCGCUGGAAGUCGGAAAACGUCUCCACCGCCGAGGUCAGCCAGGUCAUGGGCCUGCACCCGGCCGUCCGCGAGGCCAACGUCUACGGCGUCGAGCUGCCGCACCACGACGGCCGCGCCGGCUGCGUCACCGUGUGCUUUGAUCCACCCCGGCCGGACGACGACACGCUGCGCAGCCUGGCCGCGCAUCUGCGGGCCACGCUGCCGGCCUACGCCGUGCCUCUGUUUCUGCGCGUCGUGCCGGAGCUCGGCGCCGACACUACCGGCACCAACAAGCAGCAAAAGUACAACCUGCGCAAGCUGGGCGUCAAGCCGACUGCCAAAGAAGACGGCCAGGGCAGCGGCGGCGUCGCCAUGUUCUGGCUCAAGGGUGAUGUGUAUGUGCCGUUUCGUGACAAGGACUGGAAAAGGAUUGAGGCUGGACAGCUUAAGCUGUAG
This is a messenger RNA of Beauveria bassiana ARSEF 2860, 1968 nucleotides long. RefSeq names its product AMP-binding enzyme. Gene Ontology annotation, molecular function: long-chain fatty acid-CoA ligase activity; long-chain fatty acid transmembrane transporter activity. The record is from RefSeq and is a predicted model, not a curated record. Bases 1 to 1968 code for a protein of 655 amino acids. The transcript has 3 exons. Lineage: Eukaryota; Fungi; Ascomycota; Sordariomycetes; Hypocreales; Cordycipitaceae.